UGGUUGCUUGUUGAAAGGAAAUUUUCCUGGAAUGCUCCGCGCUCGUUGGCAAGCUGGGGAUAUCCUGGUAAAAACAAUUACCAAUUAUGUAAUUGUGGGCUGCCAGAACUCUGUCGAUGAUCGAUCACGUACUAAUCAGAAACGUGAACCAAAGGUCUGGCCCGUGUGGUGCCAAACAGGCAAUGAACAAAGGACUUCCACAGCACCAACGUAUGGCGUUGCACUGGAAACGCCGCCAUACCAACUGCACUACAGCUAGCAAGCAACCGAUUGUUCACACGGGGUUUCUAGCAUGAAUAGAGGGAUGCCGGGCAUGGGCACCUCCCCGUAUCCUCCCCGGAGCCGUUUUUGUUCUUCUCUUACAGUAAGAAAGUACGAAUGCUGCUAACAGCAGCGGCAGCACAUUGUUGUUGACAGGCAUAUCAUACGUACGCGUCAUUCACAUAUACCCUCCCCCACUCGCAGCCCCUACUCGUCGCAAGCGCCAGAGGAGUGUUUGUGAUCAUGGUCAACUCUCGCCAGCUUCUUUCGCUCGCACUAGCGCUGUGCUCGUGCCAUGCCUCUUCGGCGUUUGCUGGAGUCGUGACCACGCGCGGAGGAGGGGUGCCUAGCCCAGCAGCCACGCCGCCAAGGGCUAUCGAUGGCGUGGAGCAGCAGCUUGGUGUCGUAAGACGAGCUCGCGGCGGGGUCCUCCUGCGCAGACGCGGGGUAGCGGUGCCCGCCCCCGACAAUGGCGGCCUCGUGGUGGAAUCGGGCAACAAGAACGGCGGCGAUGGUCUCCUCGCCUCCUACCUCCGCGCCCUAGACACCAAACCCAUCAUCACCAAGGUCGUCACGUCCGGGGUGAUCUGUGGCAUCGGUGACAUCAUGGCGCAAGCGCUGGCGUUCAAGACGGCGGCGACGGAGUCGUUUACGUUGGGCUCUUUUCUGGCCGCCCUUGAGUUCAAGCGGUUAGCCAUCUAUGGUGAGACUUGCCUUCACGUUUUGCCAAGAAUGGGUAUUUUCUCCCGUGUGUUCUCGUUUUGCCUCGGCCCCCGGGGGUGGGGAGGAGGGCUGGUUCACCGACAGCAGUACCUGCGGUGGUGUAGAGAAACCUACGGUGGUGUAGAGAAAGGAAAAAGGGUGGUUGGGGCCCUGGGGAUCCCCCGCCCAGGGCACCACUGGGUCUAA
Messenger RNA from Ectocarpus siliculosus, 1170 nucleotides. Lineage: Eukaryota; Phaeophyceae; Ectocarpales; Ectocarpaceae. The record is from the annotation of a GenBank genome assembly.